This is a messenger RNA of Phoenix dactylifera (date palm), 2283 nucleotides long. Its product is annotated as putative receptor-like protein kinase At1g49730. Gene Ontology annotation, molecular function: protein kinase activity; ATP binding. The record is from RefSeq and is a predicted model, not a curated record. NCBI's taxonomy places the organism in Eukaryota, Viridiplantae, Streptophyta, Magnoliopsida, Arecales, Arecaceae. Gene Ontology annotation, biological process: protein phosphorylation.
ACGGCCUAAAGGCUCGAAAACUGAUCGAGAGAUCGAGCAACGGAGAGGCAGCGAGAACGCGCUCCAGUUUUAUUAAUCUCUCUUCGCCGCUCUCGCUCCACAGUCAUCAUCUCCCUCGGCUCUUGGGCUCUCCUCUUCAUGCCGGGCCUGGCGCUGGUUCCGGGCUUGCUCUGGGCGUGGGUUUUCCUCGAAUCCCAGCAGCAUUUAGUGAUCGCUGGAGAUUGUCCCUUAAAUUUUAGUUGGGCAAACUUUACACUGGCUGCUUCUGCUUGUUCAAAUCAAGAUGAACGAGGGAAAUGCUGCCGAUAUAUUAAUGCAUUUGUUGCAAUUUCCAUUGCUAAGUAUGCAGCUUCAACAGGCAAACUUGGAGUUCCAUCAGCAUUUUCUGAUAUCUGCCUUACUUCUGUGUCUGAAACUUUCAAGUUAUAUGGAAUUCCAGCUAGUGCUACUGUAGUCUGUGGACUGGGACCCAAAAUUCGAGUUUCUUAUCAGUGCAAGGGGAGAGGAACUGUCUUGGAAAUGAUGCAGUCCCCAAACUUUACUGAUGUCAUUGGAAACUGCAAGGUGCCACUUUCAUUGGACAGCAAUUGCAAGAGGUGCUUAAAUUAUGGCAUCAUGUAUCUUCACCAUCUUAUAAGUGCAGAUGACAAUGUCGCAUUCAGUGUCUGUCGUGAUGCAUUGUUUGUUACACUUGCAAACCAAGGUGACAACUUGUUGGCUGUUGACAUGGCUAGUUGCUUCUUUGGCGUUCAAGGGCUCAACAUUCUCCCAGAGUCAUCUUCCCAAUUACUCACCCCUACAUCUUCUCCAAGUUCUGAUUGUGCUCAAGCUCCCAAUCAACAUCUGAUUAGCAUACCUCUCAGGAAACAUCAGCAAGCCUUUCGGCUCAUGUUAAUCCCAGGAAUUGGAAUUGGGGUUAUAGCAGUGGCAAUUCUAGUACUCCUAAUUUUAGUACCACUAAUCCGUAAGAAAAGUAAGGAACUAAGGAGUGUAGAUGAUCCCAUUGAGGCAUCAUGGAAUGCCUUCCCUCCUACGCAAGUCCGGACAAGUCAAGAAGGUCCAUCACCUGUUUUCCAACGAUUCAGCUACAGGGAAACAACGAAGGCAACGGAGAAUUUCAGUACCGUCAUAGGAAAAGGUGGUUUUGGAACUGUUUAUAAGGCUCAAUUCAGUGACGGUUCCUUAGCUGCCGUGAAACGGAUGGACAAAGUUUCAAAACAAGGUGAGGAUGAAUUUUGCCGAGAAAUGGAGCUUCUUUCCAGACUGCACCAUCGCCAUCUUGUUGCUCUAAAAGGUUUUUGUGUUGAGAGGAAUGAGAGUUUUCUGGUGUAUGAAUACAUGGAAAAUGGAAGCCUAAAGGAUCAUCUUCAUUCACCAGGGAGAAAUCCAUUGAGCUGGAAGACUAGAGUACAAAUUGCCAUUGAUGUAGCCAAUGCUCUGGAGUACCUCCAUUUCUAUUGUGAUCCUCCCCUAUGCCAUAGAGACAUUAAGUCCAGCAAUAUUCUGUUGGAUGAGAACUUUGUAGCGAAGGUUGCUGAUUUUGGUCUUGCACAUGCUUCAAGAUAUGGAGCAAUCAGCUUUGAACCAGUGAACACAGAUAUACGGGGCACUCCAGGGUAUACGGAUCCUGAAUACGUGGUUACUCAAGAGCUGACGGAUAAGAGUGACAUAUACAGCUAUGGUGUGCUAUUAUUGGAGCUCGUCACUGGGAGGAGAGCAAUACAAGAUAGCAAGAAUCUGGUGGAAUGGUCUCAGAAAUUUAUGUCAAAUGAUUCCAAACUACUCGAGUUGGUGGAUCCUGUGAUUGGGGACUCAUUUGACUUUGAACAGCUCCAACUGAUUGUAGGGAUCAUACAGUGGUGCACCCAAAGAGAAGGGCGAGCAAGGCCAUCGAUCAAACAAGUACUCAGAAUUCUCUCUGAGAGAUUUGAUCCGGUGCACAAUGGCUUUGGACAACUUGCGGAAGAUGAAGGCAGCAAGGAUGUUGGGGAAGGUAGUAGUAAAGUGAGCAUGCAAGGAAAUAAAUUGAUUCCUUAUAGUGGUGAUGCAAGGUGUCUUCAAUCUUCUUCCGGUACUUCAAGAUCCUGCUGUAGCCAGAGUGUCUUGCUCGAGAGUGGUUCCCCACAAUCUCCUCCUGGCCUUGACUCUCGUUAAUUUUAUUUUUUUUCUCAAUCUUGAGUUCUUUCUAAGUGUUUGAUGUUAUUUUGCAACCAGCCUGUUUAAGAAAUCAAACGAUCCAUAGGGAUGUGAUGAAGAAGCGUGACCAGCUGUGGUUUUCCAGUG